CCAGAUCACCUGACAUUAAUUUUCUCAUGAGUUUUUAAGCUGUUCGUAACAGAGAAAAAACAUGCCGGCUGCUUUAUCUAAGAUUUUACCAUUUGCUUGGCCAGUUUCUUUUCUGUCCCUCUCAAAACUUGGUAGCCCUAUUCGAACUAAAUCUUUUAGUAUAAGGUUCUUUUCUGCUAUUGUUAAAUCAAAACAUUUCUGUGAAGCCCUGGUCUACAGAAGCCAUGGACAUUAUGAAGAUGUAAUUAAGUUAGAAACAUUCACAUUGCCUCCAUUGGGAGAGGAAGAUAUCCGAAUUAAGAUGUUAGCAGCACCAGUCAAUCCAGCAGAUAUAAAUAUGUUAGAAGGAACCUAUGCUAUUCUUCCAGAAUUACCAGCAAUUGGUGGCAAUGAAGGAGUGGGAAAAGUUUUGGAUGUUGGCAGCAAAGUCAAUAAUUUCACGCCUGGUGAUUGGGUUAUCCCAGUAGAUUCAGAAUUUGGGACAUGGAGGACAGAAGCUGUGUGUCAUGCUGCCAGUAUACUCAAGAUUUCCAAAGACAUCCCGUUACUCAGCGCAGCCACUAUAGGUGUUAAUCCCUGCACUGCAUACAGGAUGCUUCAUGACUUUGAACACCUCAAACCAGGAGAUACAGUAAUUCAAAAUGGUGCCAACAGUGCAGUUGGACAAGCUGUCAUUCAGAUUGCAGCAGCUAUGGGAGUGAAAACUAUUAAUGUUGUGCGAGACAGACCUAAUUUGAAGGAAUUGGUGGAAAAGCUGAACUGCCUGGGAGCCCACUGUAUAGUAACGGAGAGCAUGUUACUGAAACGAGAACUAGUGUCUAUUGUUAAGGACCUCCCAAAACCCAGGCUAGCACUGAACUGUGUUGGUGGGCAAAGUGCCGGAUACCUCCUGGAUUAUUUACAGUAUGGCAGUACAAUGGUGACCUAUGGAGGAAUGGCAAAGAAACCUGUCCCUGUUCCAGCAAAAGCCAUGAUCUUCAAAAAUAUCAAAAUACAUGGAUUUUGGAUGAGUCAGUGGAAACGAGAUAAUAAACAUGAUAUAAGCAAACAGGAAGCCAUGCUGUCAGAACUUUGUGAGCUGGUCAAAAAAGGAAGAUUAUCUGCUCCAGCCUGUACUGAAAUUCCAUUCUAUGAUUACAAGAUUGCUCUAGAUGCCACCAUGAAACCUUAUCAGUGUAGCAAACAAGUUCUGUGCAUGCUAUAACUAUGGCACAGCCUUGUAUGUGCAACAUAAUGCCCAGUACUGUAACAUUCAGAACAAGAGUUCUGUAUCAGAAAGGAUGUGAUGAAAUUAUGCACUGUCAAAACACAAGGACAAGUGGUUUACAGAUAAGUUCAAAAAGGUGCUGAAGAAGAAUGAAGUACACCAGUUAAACUUGUUUUUGAAGUGCAAAGGAAAAUUGACAGUAUGAUAUGUCUGUGUUUGUAAGUGUCACCUGCUUAGCGAGUGCAGUGAUCCCAGAAUGUGUUAGAUGCAUGUAUGAAAGUGCUUUACAUACUUGAGUACUAUUUUAAAGUUUUGGCCUUCUUAUUUACAGGUGAGUCAUACAAAUUCCACAGACAAUGUCAACAGGCAUGGUCUGCAUCAAAUAUAAAAUAUAAACACUGAAAGUAACCCCAAUAUAAAAUAUAAACACUGAAAGCAACCCCAAUAUAAAA
Protopterus annectens (West African lungfish) is the source of this 1659-nucleotide messenger RNA. Its product is annotated as enoyl-[acyl-carrier-protein] reductase, mitochondrial-like. Gene Ontology annotation, molecular function: trans-2-enoyl-CoA reductase (NADPH) activity. The record is from RefSeq and is a predicted model, not a curated record. Gene Ontology annotation, cellular component: mitochondrion. Gene Ontology annotation, biological process: fatty acid metabolic process. The transcript is spliced from 10 exons. Lineage: Eukaryota; Metazoa; Chordata; Ceratodontiformes; Protopteridae. The coding region runs from base 62 to 1204 and encodes 380 amino acids.